Molecule: messenger RNA, 558 nt
Organism: Hyalella azteca
Lineage: Eukaryota; Metazoa; Arthropoda; Malacostraca; Amphipoda; Hyalellidae
Product: pleckstrin homology-like domain family A member 1
Exons: 1
Coding region: 1-558 (185 amino acids)
Source: RefSeq, a predicted model, not a curated record
AUGGUGUCUCAGCCUCACACUGGCCUCCGCAUGGUGCCUCAGCCUCACCCUGGCCUCCGUAUGGUGCCUCAGCCUCACACUGGCCUCCUCAUGGUGCCUCAGCCUCACCCUGGCCUCCGUAUGGUGCCUCAGCCUCACCCUGGCCUCCGUAUGGUGCCUCAGCCUCACACUGGCCUCCACAUGGUGCCUCAGCCUCACACUGGCCUCCACAUGGUGUCUCAGCCUCACACUGGCCUCCGUAUGGUGUCUCAGCCUCACACUGGCCUCCACAUGGUGCCUCAGCCUCACACUGGCCUCCGUAUGGUGCCUCAGCCUCACACUGGCCUCCGUAUGGUGCCUCAGCCUCACACUGGCCUCCACAUGGUGUCUCAGCCUCACCCUGGCCUCCGUAUGGUGCCUCAGCCUCACACUGGCAACCCUGGCCUCCACAUGGUGCCUCAGCCUCACCCUGGCCUUCACAUGGUGCCUCAGCCUCACCCUGGCCUCCACAUGGUGCCUCAGCCUCACCCUACACUGCCUCAAAUGUAUUCUGUAUGCUGUCCCCCUGGUCCUGGUUGA